Messenger RNA from Procambarus clarkii (red swamp crayfish), 5017 nucleotides. RefSeq names its product E3 ubiquitin-protein ligase ZNRF1. Lineage: Eukaryota; Metazoa; Arthropoda; Malacostraca; Decapoda; Cambaridae. Gene Ontology annotation, biological process: proteasome-mediated ubiquitin-dependent protein catabolic process; protein K48-linked ubiquitination. Gene Ontology annotation, molecular function: ubiquitin protein ligase activity. The record is from RefSeq and is a predicted model, not a curated record. Gene Ontology annotation, cellular component: cytoplasm; membrane; intracellular membrane-bounded organelle.
UGUGGCCUGGGGCCUGAUGCGGUGCGGUGCUCACGACACCCCGCUGCCGGCGGCUUUGAGCGUCCAGACAUAAGCUUACCCCGCUUCACCGAUCUCAUCUUUCUCUCUGUCUCUGUCUGACAAUGGCGCUCUCCGCAUACACCUGCCACCUUGCGGGGGGUGUUUGAGCAGCUUGUUGUAGCGUAGUGUGGCCUAAACAAGAAUCUGAAGUGCCUUUCCUCAAAAAUACUUUUAAGAAGUUUCUAAAGUAUGUAACUAAAAUAUUUUAUAAACAAAACAUUUAACUUCUGUGGAAAAUGAGAGAAAAUAUAUAUACAGUACUGUUCUUUAUCCCGAACAAUCUUUUGGUGUAAUAUUUCUGGAGUUGUGACCAAAUAGAUUAAUGUACCUCUCAGAAAAUCCACAGUUUUGUUCUAAUUCUAAAGAAGGUAAAAUUUCUUUUUGUGGCCGAGUCAUUGAUAUAUGGGCACAAUUUGUUGGCCUCUGCAAAUAUUACGAACUGCAGAUCAACCAUUUGGUGGGCUAGAGGUGCCCACAACCAUAUACAAUCUGACGUAACAACACCAACACCACGUCCAUCAACUCACAAUGUUUCAAGCACAACGAGUGGGUGGGAUCCCACGUCUGGAGGAGAGGUGGAGGAUACGACGGUGAUGGCGUCAUGUUGGCGGGGGAUGGGUGUCUUGCUGGGGACCUGUGUACCUUCCCGCCCCACGGAUCCACACCCCGCCCACACUCCCACACCCCGUGUAGCUGACCCUCCACCCACACCUCCGUCCAGUGGAACCUCUCAUCGCAUCAUCAGUGGUUCACCUGGUCGCAGUCGUCAUCACCAUCAUCAGCAACAUCAGCAGCAGCAUCAGUCUUCGGAGAGUGCCGGUGCACGUUACCUGCUGGUGCGACCUGCCACAGCCACGCCCCCUUCCCCUCGCCGCCACCACCAUUCUCGAACUCACACAACUGGUGUCAGCAGCCAUUCAGCUAGUGGACGUGGCGAAGCGCGGGCUGGGCGGGCAGCAGAUGUGGAGGGUACACCACCCCUACUCUUGCUCUCACAGGCCCUCCACCUGCCCCCCCCUCCACCACAUCUCGCCUCUCUCAUCUACACUUACGGUUUUAAGUGCCCCAUCUGCUCCAAACUUGUGCUGCCUGAUGACCUGGAGUGCCAUUUAGUUAUCUGCCUCACGAAACCACGCAUCAGUUACAAUGAGGAUGUGUUAACGGAGGACAAGGGAGAGUGUGUCAUCUGCCUGGAGGAUCUCUGCCAGGGAGAUACCAUUGCUCGACUACCUUGUCUUUGUAUCUACCACAAAACAUGUAUUGAUGAGUGGUUCCAGGUGAAUCGCUCGUGCCCUGAGCAUCCAUAUGAUUGAGGCUAUGCACAUUUGUAAAAAAAAAAAAAAUAAAAAAAAAAGAAAAAAAGAAAAAAAGGAAAAAAAAAGAAAAUAAGAAAAAGAAAAUGCCUAUGUGCCAUUACUGUUCAUUGUGCCAGUUGGGAAGUGUCGUGUGUGUGUGGACGCUGACCCCGCACUCUGGGGAGGGGACGACGACCUGUCUCUUAUUCACUCUCUCUGUUGUUGCACGGAAGGACUGUGUGCAUCUUGACCUCAGUUAUGAUGGUGGAAGAACUGGUGAUAUUUUACUGUGCUUGCUUCACUUAUGAUUGAAGUGAGAAGUAUAUUUUAAUUUUGAGGAUGUCUGAUGCAUUUUUAUGGAGUAUACCGAUUGUUGAGUAUCAAACAUUUGUUUGAUGAAGAAGGAACUUGAGAGUGUGUAUAGAACGUUUAGCUUAUUAAGACAAACAAAGUGAUUCAACUCUUAAUUUCUGAUAUAUUUAACUAUCAACGAGGUGAUGGUUUGUGAUUGUGUUUUGUAAGUGUCCUGAGAAGUGAAAAAAAUAUCAGAAUAUUUCCAGAUGAAAUACUGUCAGAUAUGCCAGUACAGUAUUUGAUUUAUUAUUUUAUUUCAAACAAACUACAUGAAAAAUUUCAGAUAAUAUUGUGUUCAUUGAAUCAUUGAACUCUGAUUAAUCUCUGUAUGAAAUGUUCCUUCUUAGGUUUUGAUCAAGAGGAAAUACUUACGUCCAGGCUUUUGUCAUGCAGUAACAACUACGUCACUAAAUACUUUUGUCUUAUUAGUUGGCAAGCUGAUUAGCUUGACAAGUUAACCUGUAGUAUUUACAGAUAAUAUAAAGUACAACACAUUAGCUUGUCAAAAGAUAUCAGUGUAUUUUUUUUUAUUUGGUUGAUAACCAAACUUUGUUUCAUCCUUGUGUAAAACAUGUCGAGGUUAUAUAUCAGAAGGUGACUUUGAGGUGUAUAGUUUUAUCUUUAAAGUAAUUGUAUAGAGUUUGCAGUGCUCAGGUAGUAGAAUAGUAAUACUGCCAGAAAAGCAUGAGCCUAAUUAAGUUUUAAGUUUACAGUCAAGAAAAUGCUCAUGGCUACAAAAGAUGUGAUACAAAGGACCAAAUUUACUAUCACCUACAAAACUAUUGUCUACAGUGAUUUAUGAGUAACUCUAAAUAAACUCAAGCUCCCAGGAAAACUCAAGUAUUUAUUAUAAGGAUGAUGAAAACAUUUAGUUGUGGAAAUCGCUUGUUAACUAUUGUGAACCCGGUUGAUGUCAGCGCUCUUUAUCAUACUAACAAUUCAACUUUUGAAGCUGCUUGCUAAACUUACAAAGAAUAGACCACUAAAACAAUGCAGCUGCAGACUAUUCCUAUGCUUCAUAAUAUUCUGGGGUUUCUCUGAUCUCAUACACCAAAUUUUGUAUUUACAAUUUACUGACAUCGUAGAGGUAUUAUAGGUACCACCCCAUUGUCAAGGUUUUGGGAAUAUGAACGAUUCUGCAUAUAAAAUUCUCAAUAGGCCAUUUGCUCAUGAUGCUGCACUUUAACCAUAUAAUAUAGUUCCUUUCUGUGUAUAAACCAAUGCUGGUCAUGUUCAUUCUCACUGAAAAAUGGUCAUUAUCACAUAAUUAAUUUUGUAAGGAAAUAAUUGCCUGAAAUGCUCACAUGAUGUGAACAAUAAGAUUAUAUAUACAUACAUACAUACACACAUACAUACAUGCAUACACAGUAUAUAAUAAAUUUAAUAAUUAGGUCCUAAUGUACAUUUAAUCUUAAUCAUUUUCAUCAUUCAGGAAUAUUAUGAUACAUACAGUGGAUACUGCAAUUUUAUUAUUCUUCAUGUGUUCUAGGACUUGGGACUAGGAAUUCCUUUUGACUAGCAAGUUGGGUUAAUGUCUUAGUUCAGCGAUGAGGGAUUUCUUUUAUUUUCUUACAUGAUCUCAUUUAGAUAAACCCAAAUUCUUAAGCUCUUUUCUUUUUAUGUAUGUGGAGAUGAGCAUCAUCCUUGCAGAAUAAAGCAAAUUCUUGUGUAUGUUGAAAUUGCAGUCUUGCUCAGAUGAGGUUAGGUUAGUUUUGGUAGUGAAUGACUGAUUUGCAACUCAUUACUGAAGACCAACAGUGAGCAUAUGGUCAUGCAGAAAGUUGACAUACUGUGUAGAGUACAGCCUAAGCUAAGCUAUACAGCUACUGAACAUGGUCAGCAUGGUCUGGAAUUCAUUGCUAAUCUAAUCCUGGAUCACGUGGAGAGAUGAGCUGGGCUGAGAACCGCUCCCAUUUUCCCCUUGUGUUUAUGGAGUGGAUGUGAUGGGGUGCGGUAUAUCAACUGUGGUGUGUUAUAUGGCAUAAAGAAAUUAAAACAUUGGUAGUGGUGUAACACUGUACAGCAUAAUGCUGAUAUUUCACAAUUUCUCACUAUCUUAUGGGCAAAGCUUGUUUAAAAUAGAAUAGGUAUUUUGUAAUCAAAAAUAGAAAUAAAGGUAUGUGUUUGUGCGUGGGUGUGUGUGUGUGUGCACGCAUGUGUGUGUAUAUAGCGCACACACACAUGCACAUAUGCCCACAUACAUGUGCACACAUACAUACACACACAUGCAUAAAUACAUGAGACAUUUGGUUUUAAUAAAUGAUGUGUAUUGUCUGGGAUGGGUAGACGGUAGCGCAGAUUUUGUAUGACGAUUCUAACAAGAAUUAGCAUGGGUUCCCAUGUUCAUGAUUAGAAUGAUGACCCCCUAACACUUUUCUUCUAUCAUAGUCUUACAUAGUAACGAUAUUGUAACUCAAGUGAGUUGGUUUGACUGCGGUGAUUCCACGCCUGAAGGGUUGUACUGUAUAUAAUGGUUGUCUCCCUCUCCUCUGCAUCUUCCUUUCCCACCCGACCGACCCAGUCACACACGUUCUUCAUGCUGCCUCACAUUUUCAAUAUGUUCUCAACUUUUUGCUGCCUUCAUCACAUCUCUUGGUAUUUGACAUUUGUUUUAACAUUUUUCAAUAUGGAACUUGCUAUAAAACAUAUUUAUUUUUAAAGUUAUUGACAUGUGAAUGACAUGUGAAGUAGUAGAUUUUGCAUUGGUUGGCACUGUGAUGGUCUAAUUCCCUUUAACUUCAGGACACACCUUUUCUAGCUUCAUCAGAAUGGUACGGUAGUGGUCUGUUAAACCUUCCUCCUUCCCCUUUCCCCUGCAACUCUUUAUCUUUGCUUUUGACUAACUGUUAACAACAGCGAUGUUGCAUUGGUUACCACAUCCCCAUGGGGUGAUGAAUGUUGUCUCUGCAGUGAAAUGUACGCAGAGUCAAAUACUUACGAAGUGUGCUGGCAGAACUACCAUACCACAUCUGUCUCUCUUACUAUGUGGUUUUCAUACUUUGCAUGGAUCCACUUUCACAUGUGUAUCAUUGUAUAGGUCCAGAGUAUUUUAUUACCCUACUCAGAUGUAUAUUACACUAAAGGUGCAAUGAUUUGAUAUAUGUUGUAGUUUUGUAUAUACAGUAUAUUCUAUAAAUGAUAUAAAAGAAAAUUGGCUUUCAUCGUGACAUCUGAUAUUAGAAAUAUGGAAAUCAUUAGUGAGGAAUUUUUUAAAAAACAAAAUGUGUUUUAUUCUUUUAGUUGAAGGAAAAUUUUGUACACUGCUAUGUUGCCCAAAUUAUGUACAAUAAUAAAGGCUGAUGAAUGUG